UUAUUUGGGUUUGGCUAGUGUGUGUCCAUGGGUACAUGCUAAGCGCGGAAUUUUUUGUAUUCGGGAGAUUUUGAUUGGUGUGGUUGAUUUAUUUGCAGGAUCCACCAUUAUCAUGAGAUAGGAGCUGAUCAAAAUGAUUGAAGCACAAAAUUUUCUGCGCUUAGAUGUGCCCAUGACAACCGUUUUUAUUUAAAUAUUUGAGCCCUAAAUAUUAGUCCUGGGUCCGCACUGAUCAUGUCCAGAAAAGCCUCUUCUGAAUUCCCGCCUCACCUGAGAAGAAGGCCGUUAAAAAGCAAAGCUUUCGACACUUUUCUUCGAAUCGUCUCCGAAUGUCACUCGCAUUUUCAGAAUCAAGAGCAAGUUGCAAUGAUUCAAGGUGAUCAGAUGGUAGAGAAUAAUUAUUUGGCAAUUCGAGGCGAUUCUUUGUUAGAAAAUGAUAAAUUGGGGACUGAUGAUGGGUUGGCACGUGAAAAUUUAUUGGUUAAUGGGGAUAGAGAAGGUGAUUUGUUGGUAGAAAACAAUGAUUCGAGAGCUGAGGAUGGGUUGGCACUUCAAAAUUCUUUGGUUGAUGAGAAUAGAGAAGUUGUGAGUUCUCAGGAACCAGCUUGUAGUGGUGACCGUAUGGAUGUAGAUGGGUUGGAGAUCGUGGAUAAUGUAAAGAGUAAUGGUGACCAGGUGCCUGUUGAUAAUGUUAACGGGAUAGAGCAGGUGAUAGAAGGCAAUCAGAAUUGUAAUAAUGAUUUUGCAGCUUUUGCUUCGUUAAUUGAUAAUGAUGAUCAGUUUAGUCUCCCUGAUUUUGACAUGGAGGAAUCUGACUUGGGAGAACAAUUGGGUGAUAACGCACCAUGUGCUGAUGUCUCUGAACUUAUAGACUCGUUACUAGAAACAGAUGCAACUGUGAAAGCUUCAAUACCCCUUGUAAAUAAUGAUGCUAACAGUUUACAUGCGAAGAGAAAUGAGAUAGAAACUCAAGUGGGUCUGAAGGAAUCAGACUCACCAGGAUCUGCCUCUGUCAUGGUUUCUUCCCCUCUUCAGAAAACUGUUGAGGGCAUUGAAGAUGGGGAAGUUUUGAAAGUUUCUGGAUUUCUAGAGAAAUCAAGUGAUUUAUUACAUGAAGAUGUGUUGCCCUUGGAGAACAGUGUAGACAAGGGCGACCUUUUAGGAGAUACUAUUCACAAAGAGGGAUUCAAUCCGAAUACACUUCAAAGAGGACUUAAGAAAGAUAAUCAGUCCUUUAGCCAAGCUAGAACUGGAGUUCAAAUAACGAGCACUGCCAUGAAUGUUGAAAGGGGGAAUGAUAACCGAAACUUGGUGAACAAUAGAACUCAGGUUUAUUAUGGAGAUACUGUAGAAGAUAACGAGGAAGAAUGGGAGGAUAGUAGGCUUGAAUCUGGAAGAAACAGACGAAGGUCUGCGCCCAAAGCAGCCAACAGUCAAGCUUCUUGUCCCAAAAAUAUAUCACUAAGGGGUGGAUUGACAGGGGAAAAUACAAUUGAGAACCAAUGCAGUGCAUCGACUGAAAAGGUUGCCAAUCAAAACAAUAAGAAAAGAAAGGGGGGUUGCAGUGAGGAUCGAAAAGCAAAUAGAAAGAAGAAAGAAAGAAUGAAGAGAGCAGAGCAACUCAGAGAACUGGGUGUUAAAAAGUUGAAGCUGCUACCAGUGUCAAAACCAAAAACAGUAUCAUACUGUCAUCACUUUCUCAAAGGAAGAUGCCAUGAGGGAGACAAGUGCAAAUUUUCCCAUGAUACAGUACAAUUGACAAAGUCUAAGCCAUGCUGUCAUUUUGCACAUCAGUCAUGCAUGAAAGGAGAUUACUGCCCAUUUGACCAUCAGCUCUCCAAGUAUCCGUGUAACAGUUUCUUGAGUCAAGGUUCCUGCAUCAGGGGAUUCAACCGUAUGUUCUCACACAAGGUACUGAUGAAGGAAGGUUCUUCUGGUGCUUCAGAUAUUUGCAAUCCUGAUUUAAAGUCCGUAUCUGUGACAGAAAUUUCUGUUCCGAAAAAGCAAAUGAAUCCUAAUUUCACUGGUAGUCAAAAUUCCAGUACCAAUUUAUCUUCCAGUGGGGUCUCUUACUGCAAGAAUUACAAAAAGAACGGAGAGGGUCUUGCAUUAAAACCUGCUGGACAGGCACCCAAGGGAAUAAGCUUUCUUCUGCAUGGAAAAGUUCCCCUAGGUAAUAUUAGUAAGAAUGGACAAGGUCCCUUGCCUAAUGGUGCCAAAGUUGACCAACAGACACUCGCUAAUGCAUCAAAUGGGGUUGAAAGCUUGCAUAAGAGCACACAAAGAAAGCCUGUUGUGCCACGGGGAGUAAACUUUCUGUCAUUCGGUAAAGAUCCUUCUGAAAGCUGUACUAAGAAAUCAAGCUUUUCUUUAGUUAGCAAUGUGGAAACUGGGAAAUCACCACUAAGUGAUCCCGACAAAAGUGAACAAGCUGAUUCAUCAUCAAAGACAGAUGUUGGUGUCACAGUUGACUUUCAGACUGGCCAAGGUGCAUCCAGCACUGUUCAGAACACGAAUGAGACAGCAAACAGAACACCUGCAACGACACCUCAGGGUCUGGGCUUGCUCUCAGCUGGCAAUCUCUUAGACCGUUUUUUUAACAAGAAACAAGCUGGCUCCAACUCGAAUGAGAAUAAUGCCAUGCAUCCAACUGUUAGAAACAAUGAAAGUGUGAGUGAUAAACAUCGGACCUUUGACCUACUAUUGCCUCCGGUGUUGUCUUCUCCGCUUCCUAGUAAUCAUUCUUUAAGCAAGUUAACAGAUGUUCAGAGCAAAGGGUCGUCAAGCUCUCUUCAGGGAUCACUAUUUUCAAACACUCCAAAGUCAUUACAAAGGGCAUUCCAAUCAACAUUAGCAUUGGCUGCUAAAUUUGAGUCUAAAGCUAAGAAUGCUGUUAGUACCGACUUAAGCAAGGAAGGCAGCAGCAAUUCACACAACAAUUCCAUGAAGCCUUCAACAAUUUUGGAUUUUUUAUAUAGUUAUAAAGGCAAAAGUGAGCAGUGAAUUCAAAUGAAAAAACUUUCUGAGCCAUUGGAAAUACAUUGUUGUCAUAUUUUACCAGGUGAUAAUGCUUUGAUACCAAGUUUGGCUUGUCAGAUGCUAGUUCAGUUUUCGGAAGUCUUAGUGCAUACUCUCUCUAUUCCCCUAGUACCUAGUUUGUUUAUCUGGGGCACGUAUCACAAAUUAUUUUAAGUUUUUUUUCUUUUUGAUUUUUUUUAAAUGUUUAUCAAGUAAAGCAAAAAAAAAAAAAAAACUGUAAAGAUAUGAAAGUGAGAGAUAUACAAUACUUUAAUAUGAAUUUUAGAACUCAAUUUUGUGUGAUGCUAUAAUUACUUUGUGCUCAUCAAUAUUGUCACUUGCUAGAAAUUAAAGAUUUCUUGACCUCUGUAAUCACACACUAACUUCAAAUUAGAUAGCAGUACGAGUUACCAAUUUAAUAUACUGUAAAAGUCUCAGUUAUAUGAAUCCUACCUCUUUUUGUGCAUAUACUUCAGCUUGUUUGUCACAUCUAAGAGCACGGAGGUUGUUUAAGUUGAAACAGAAGAGACAUUAUGGCAGAGCCUGAAAAAAGGUUUCCUCUUAAUGCACAAGACUACGUACUCUACGAGGAAGUUGGUGAAGGUGUUAGCGCCACUGUCUUCAGAGCUUUAUGUGUUCUGUUUGAUGAGAUAGUGGCAAUUAAGGUUCUUGAUCUGGAGAAGUGGAACAAUGACCUGGAUGGUAUUCAUAGAGAGGUGCAGACAAUGACCUCGAUUAAUCACCCUAAUUUGAUAUGGGCACAUUGUUCAUUCACAUCAGGCCAUAACCUUUGGGUUGUGAUGACAUACAUGGUCAGGGGAUCAUGCCUUCAUAUUAUGAAGUCUGCUUUUCCAGAAGGUCUGGAAGAACCUGUCAUUGCCACAUUAUUGCGGGAGGUCCUUAAAGCCCUUGUCUAUUUUCAUGCCCAUGGCCACAUCCAUAGGGAUGUGAAGCUUAAAGUAGGUGUUGAGGACUACAAGAUCAAGGUGAGAGUUAUCCGUUUAUGGAGAGGAUCAACCAAGACAUGGGAGGAGUUAAAAAAAUUUAACUUAAUUCUACUGGACCACAAGGGUCAAAGGAUUCAUGCAUUUGUUCCGACUAAAUGUGCUGAGGAAAUUCAUAACCAGAUAACUUUUGGAAGGGUCUUCAGCAUUAAGCACUUUGCAGUGCAGCUGUACAGCCCGUGACAAGUUCAGGUUCCUCAGACACGACAGACAGAUAAUCUUCAACAAAGACAUCAAAAUCCAAGAGUUAGCAGAUUAUGGUGUUAGUAUACCCCAGGACGCCUUUGAUUUCUACGAUCACAACCAGCUGGAGGAGCUUUCCAAACAGACCACAUACCUGGCAGGCAAGUUCAAAUUUAUUGUCAUAUAGUGGUCAUAAAAAAAUAUAUCAUUUUGCAGACAUAAACUUCUUCUGCAGAGGUUGUAGGAAUAAUUAAAAAUUAUGACAAAAUAAGAGAUCUUACGAACAAACAUGGUAAAGAUCAGAAGCAAGCAAAAGUCGUUAUCACUGAUGGAAGGUAACUAAAACCUAUGUGUAUAACCUGCCCAUGUGCCGAACAAACAUAAUUUCUUGCAAUUGCUUAACUGUAGUUCCGCUGUUAACGUAACCUUCUGGGAUAAAUUUGGUGUUUCAUUUGACAAUUUGAUGACAAGUGCUUUAUAGAAACCUGUGAUUAUUAUUAUAUCAUAAUGCAAAGUUGGGAAAUGGAAUGGUAAAAUACUAUCUCUAAACCUAUUGAUUGUUAUGUUACACCUCACAAGAUCUAACUGGUGAAGUUGAUAUAUCAAACAACGCUGCAACAAAAGUUUACCUCAACUACAAGCAGCAUAGUGUGUUACACCUAAAGAACUUGUUAGUGAGAUAGCUUUAUUUAAUGAAUUCAUUCUUGUUUUAUGCAUUUUUUCUGUCAAGUUUAAUAUCAAACAACUUUGAAUAGGUUGAUGAAUGAGGAAUUUGCAAGAAGAGCGUUAUCAAAUAACAAAGAGAAAAAAUUGCAUAAUGUUACUGUUACAGACUUGAAGACUCUUAGGAAGAACGAUGUUGAGGCAUUGAUGAAAGUAUGGGGUGAUUUUACAAUGCUUGCACUAGCUUUGAGAAGGAGACUAAAAUGGAAAUCCAUGUCCAAUUUGUGAGAGCUGCAACCGAUGUUGCUUACCCAGACAAGUAGUUUAAAAUUCAUUUGGCUGCUGAGGAUAGUACUGAACAAAUGCAAGUAGUCUUAGGAGAUAGGUAAGUACGCACACUUAUUGGAAGAAGAGCUUUGGACUUAGCUAAGGAGAUGAAAGCUGAUAGUUCCAUGCCGGAGGCUUUGCUGAGUAUUUUGAACAAAGAAUACAGCCUGGUAAUCCAAAUGGAGGGAAAUUAGCAUUGUCAACAAUUUCACUAACAUCUGCAAAGGUUUUGUUGGCAUUCCAAGAUACAAGCGCGGCUGUUCCCAACUAAGAAGCACAAACAUCACAAGCAACCAUAUCAACCUACAGCGCUCAAGGAAUCUCUGAUAUCGACUUAACCUUUAAUUGAAAAACCCAAGCAGUAUAGCAUUACUGUGUUUUGCAUUUUCUAAGACUACUGUGAUCAGAUUCUGUACUUUUGCUUUGUCUAUCAGUUUGUGUUAUGUCCUUGCAUCA
Messenger RNA from Daucus carota subsp. sativus, 5651 nucleotides. RefSeq lists its product as uncharacterized. Gene Ontology annotation, biological process: negative regulation of DNA-templated transcription. The transcript is spliced from 14 exons. The coding region runs from base 235 to 3003 and encodes 922 amino acids. Gene Ontology annotation, molecular function: metal ion binding; RNA binding. NCBI's taxonomy places the organism in Eukaryota, Viridiplantae, Streptophyta, Magnoliopsida, Apiales, Apiaceae. Gene Ontology annotation, cellular component: nucleus. The record is from RefSeq and is a predicted model, not a curated record.